AUGAAUAUCCUGUUCGCCCUUGCUGUGGGGUUCGCCGCCGUGACUGCCACCGACGAGACGUUGUCGAUCAAAUUGCUGUCCAACGUUGUGGAAUCGUCCUGUGAGUUGAUUCAACCUCUGGGACUCACGCAACUCCACCGCGGGAUUCAAGGCCCGAACGACACGCUGGAGGUUAUCACCCCGCGGCAGAACAAACUGUCCACGACCGAGCGUGUACUGGUCGAACCAGUCGGUUCGCACGUCUUUAUCGAAAUGUUUGGCAGGACCUCGAACGCUGUCCAAGCACGCGCUGCCCAACUCUGCCCGAACGGCAUCAAGCGAAAGCAUCUGCGCGAAUCGUUCGGUAUUCCACCGGCCACGAUUCAAAAGAUCGCCGAUUCGGGGGACCCGAAGAAUUGCAUCGACGUUGUCUUUACGGGCGACGGCGACAUGUUUACAGGCAACACGUUUGCCCAGUACCUGCCCCUGUUCAACAUUUGGGCAUCCUACGUCCCAUCGGCGCAGUCGGGCAUCGGCGUCGGCGGCACCCCCCGCGACAUGGCGUUUGUGUACACGAGCAAGCCGGAUGUCGCCCGCAGCGUGUGCGCGCAAAAUGGAGCGUACGCGUGCGACUGUCCAUCGUUGAUCGCGAACGACGACCUUUACGGGGGACUCGGCGGCGACUUGGUCAUUUCGACGCGAUCUCCAACGUCGGAAGAGUACGGCGGCAGCCAAGUGUUCUCGGGGGCCAACUCUGCCCUAUCCGCGUCGACGAUCACGUGGAAGCACUGGCGCACAGAGCCCACCAAGCUCACCGAGCAAAAGUGGGCCCUGCUGUACCAAAAGCACAAUUGCAGGACCUCCAAAACGGCACGAUCGGCCUUACGUCGAUGGUAUUCUGGUUCCUCCCUUGUGGAGGACUUGUGCACACGACAGGAAAUGGAAAACUGA
Aphanomyces invadans is the source of this 930-nucleotide messenger RNA. RefSeq lists its product as hypothetical. The coding region runs from base 1 to 930 and encodes 309 amino acids. The transcript is spliced from 4 exons. The record is from RefSeq and is a predicted model, not a curated record. Gene Ontology annotation, molecular function: metallopeptidase activity. Lineage: Eukaryota; Oomycota; Saprolegniomycetes; Saprolegniales; Verrucalvaceae.